Notolabrus celidotus (New Zealand spotty) is the source of this 4612-nucleotide messenger RNA. RefSeq names its product GATA binding protein 6 (gene gata6). Gene Ontology annotation, cellular component: nucleus. Bases 554 to 2047 code for a protein of 497 amino acids. Gene Ontology annotation, molecular function: RNA polymerase II cis-regulatory region sequence-specific DNA binding; zinc ion binding; DNA-binding transcription factor activity, RNA polymerase II-specific. The record is from RefSeq and is a predicted model, not a curated record. Gene Ontology annotation, biological process: epithelial cell differentiation; positive regulation of transcription by RNA polymerase II; cell fate commitment. The transcript has 6 exons. NCBI's taxonomy places the organism in Eukaryota, Metazoa, Chordata, Actinopteri, Labriformes, Labridae.
UCGGGGUUUUGUUUUAUCGCCUCAGCCUUCCCCUCUGCUCUUAUCUGUUUUGGGUCUUAUCAAACGGUUAUCUCUUUUGCUGUGGAGACAUAUUGCGUUUUGUUUCCUAUCUCUUAUGUGUGUGUGUGUGUGUGUUUACUUGUGUGUGUGGGAGGACAGAGAUUUGACUUGGACGGACCCAGCGCCUCUUAAAAAAGCGCUUGAUGAGAGUAUGGCAGACACAGUGGAGUGAAUGUUUGACUGGAGUCACAGAUGAGAAAGAGUCGGUGAACAGGCCGAAACAUUUAAAUUCAGAUUAAUAGCUUAGGGCCUUUCUAGUGAUCAUGUCAGCUUUACUUUAAAAUAUGAAAACGCGCUGCGCAUAAGGAAUUGAUUUGCAUUUUCAUGUCUUCCUAUCCAGAUGUUUUUGGGAACACAUGCGUAAAACUUACCAUGCGUAAAACGUAUCUUCUUCCUGCUAUCCUAACGGUUGAAACCUUGUGUUAUCACAGGGUAGACUACUCCCUGACGAUCUUUUAUUAACCUCUAUACGGUGUAUGGAAAGUGCUCCUGGAUGGACCUGGGCGAAAACAGCUGGUCCAUGGUCAAGCGAGAAGUUUCCAGCAGCCCAGGCUCGCCGGCUGAGCAGACCUACCUGACGGGAGACAGCAGGAGAGACGGCCCCGCCUCGGAUGAGCUGAGGACUCCUCCGAGCGACCUAGACGCACUGGGGCACCGCCGCUCGGACGGCAGAUCUCUACACUCCUACGUUCACUUCGGACAUCACAACAGCCUGAGCGCUGCAGAGGACAUUCCGCUGUUUACGGAUUUAGACCAGGGCAGCAAACUGGUCCUCUCUGGCGGAGCGCAUAAGGCGAGCCUGCUGGUGGACCCAAGCGACAUGUACCAAACACUGGCCAUCGCCGCGGCCCAGAGCCAGACUGGAUAUGAUUCCUCCUCUGGUGGUUAUAUGCACUCCAACCCAAACUCCCCCGUGUACGUGCCCAGCUCCCGCGUGGGGCCCAUGAUACCCAGCCUCUCCUACUUGCAGGCCAACGGCUCCGCACAACCAAGCCAUGCUGUCUCCAGCCACUCGGUGUGGUCUCAGUCCACCCCGGAGAGCCCUUCAUACAGCACAGGGAGUCCCCACGCCUCAAGCCGGUUCCACUACCCUCCGAGCCCGCCUAUGAAUAACGGGACUCCCCGGGACAGCGGGUACAGCAACACGCUGAAUGUGAGCAGCAGAGACCAGUAUGGCCUCUCUCGGUCCCUCGGCGGGACUUAUGCGAGUCCCUACUCUCCUUAUGUUGCACCGCAGCUCUCCCAGCUGGCCUCGCCCUGGAACGGGGGACCUUUUGAUAACACCAUGCUGCACACCUUGCAGAGCAGGGGAGCUCCUCUGAUCAGAGGACCAAACGGAGUUUCAGACAUACUCGAUGACAUGGGAGAGAGCAGAGAGUGCGUAAACUGCGGCUCCAUCUCCACGCCGCUGUGGAGGCGCGACGGCACGGGCCACUUUCUCUGCAACGCCUGCGGCCUUUACAGCAAAAUGAAUGGGCUUAGCCGGCCAUUAAUUAAACCACAGAAACGGACGUCGACGUCCAGAAGAAUCGGUCUGUCCUGCGCGAACUGUCAAACCAGCACAACCACUUUGUGGCGCAGAAACGCAGAGGGAGAGCCGGUGUGUAACGCAUGUGGGCUUUACACGAAAUUACACGGGGUACCUCGGCCGCUCGCCAUGAAGAAAGAGGGAAUCCAGACAAGGAAAAGAAAACCCAAAACGUUGAAUAAAGCAAAGGGGUCCUCUGGAAAUAACAACUCUGUCUCUAUGACUCCCACAUCCACAUCUUCAUCUAAUUCUGAAGACUGCUCGAAAACCAGCUCUCCAUCUGGACAGGUGUCAGGGGUCAGUUCGUCUGUGCUGUCCAGCUCAGGGGAGGGAACAGGAUCAGGCUCAGCGGUGAAGUACGCAGGACAGGACAGCCUGUACACCAGCGUGGCUCUGACCCAGCCUUCAGACGUGGCUGCAGUGAGAGGGGAACCCUGGUGUCCCAUGGCCUUAGCCUGAGCACAUUCAUCUUUGAGAGGACAGAAAUCCCUGAUCCCCUGUCUGUCCAUCCAUCUGUCAGUCUGGAUGCUUUGUAGUGUGGAAGUAUUCAGGGGAGACGUUUGACUCCUUCCCUGCAGCUGAUUCAAGAAGAGAUGGACACGAUGGAAAAGAAGCGAGAUGCGAGUGUGGAAUAGCUGGAUUUAGUUUCCAGGCCGGUGUGGGAAAAACAAAGGGAAUAGUGAGGCUAAAAGAUCAAUCAGAUGGCCCGCUUUGGAUGGUUUCUGGACCCUGCCAUGAACUUGAUAUCUCUCCCAUCCAUGGCACAGAACCACAUCUUUCUUCUUCAAAAUAAAGCCAUCAUUGUACAUAACAGAUUUCCACUCUGAAGCUGCUGAUUGGAUACCACAGCUUCCCAAAGCGCUGUAUUCUUUAAGGACAUUUAGACUUUUCUUUAGUUUUCUUUCCACAACUGGAAUCAUGCCACAAGUGCCGAGACAACUUUUAUGAAUCAAAAGUUUAAAAAAAUAUUUAUAAAUCUUCCAUUGUUGAAAACAUGGCUAUGAUUGUUAAUAAAGAUAUCAUUAUAGAGUAGAAGUCUAACCAUUCUGAUGUCGUUUUUUCUAUUUUUUUUUUCUUUAUUAGUGGCUGUUUUACAUACAGGAGUGUUGAAUGUGCACAUGUUUUUCACUGAAAGCUCUUACUGUAUUUGACUGAAACUAGCUUGGUUUAAACAGGGUAUAAAAGACUAUGACAUCUAGUGGUUUUGUUUAAUUAUUUCCUGAAGAAAAUGCAAAUUAUCAACCCCCUUAAACUUGUUUUUGAUGAAAUUAUGUUGUCAGCGGCAUUGUGGUACUCCUCUCAAUGCAGAGCUUCAAAUUCAUGUAAAGCAGUUGGAUGGUAUGUUUGAACAAAGCACGCCCAGAAUAGCAGUGAGUCUACUGACCUUUACAUUACAAGACACAUUCUACAGAAGAAGGCUGCGUGCUGCACUACCUGACUCACUAUAAACUCUGUACCUGUCACACUGUAAAUGUGUACUGUUGCAUCAUUUUUAUGUCAGGAUUAGAGCAAAGAGUGAGGUCACCUGUGAACAACUGCAUGAUGACUUUGACUCAGGCAUCAGAAGAAGUCAGUGAUGACUUGCUAGUUUUAUAUGAUGAGGUUUUAGUUGGUUGACUGAUUUGUUGUUCAAAUAGGCAAGUGGUUAAGAUGGCUGCUGUCAGACUGAAACCUCUUAUCUCCAAAACUACAGCCUCUCAGGAAAUAAAAAAAACCUGGGAUUUUUAAAUAACAAAACACUUAAAGGGAUUUAGUCACAAACUCUUUUUUCCUAGGCUGAAAUUUUGAAAUGCCCACUGACACUAAGGGACUAAGGGAGACCAAAAAUAUUCAUUUUUGAGAAAAAAAAAAUAGAGAUACAAGGUUUCUGCCUGACAGCAGCGGUAUGUCAAUGCAACCUUUUCAUGAAAUUUAAAUCUAAUUUUGAGUUUAUUUUGAAUUCACAGCUGCAUGGUUGCUACUCCAUGUCAACAUUUGAGGAUAUGUCUCAUUUUAAAAACUGUUUGUCUCCUUCAGCAGAGGUAUGGUAUGAGUGGAGGCUCAAAAAGCUAGGUCGAGCCACAAAGCGAUUAUGGUGGCAUUUUGAAGCUAAAAAAACCUGAGGAGUUGCAAGUGAAACUUGAUGAAAGAGGUUCCUUUCUUCUUUCAAUUUAUUUUUCAUUUUUCAUUUUUCACAAAUUGCUUCAUCCAAAAAUGAACAUGAAAUUUAUUCUUCCGGAUUUAUUUAUUCCUUAAAAAGCGUGUUGAUUUUUCUUUGUUAUUUUAUUCCAAUCCUGUCCAAUAAAUUGUUAAGAUGAUGCAAAUCAUGUAAAAGUUGCCCUGUUUAAAGAAAAAAAGCAGUUUAUUUAAGCUGUAAAAAGGCCAAUAUUCCUGCAACACUCAUUACAUUAAGAUGUUUUUGCAGUAGGCAAUCACUGUCAUGCUCUUCAUCCCUGUUCUUCCUUUUAUUUCAGAUGUUUUCAUGAUUGGGAUAAAUGGCAUUAAAAAAAGGAUCCAAACCAGCAAAUGCAAGGCAGGGAUUAACACAGAGGACAAAAGGUAUUCAGAUAUCUGACCUGAAUGCAUCAAAAACUGCAUCUCAUACCAAACUCUAUGCUCCCAGAUUCUCAGAUUUUCCGGGGUGGCUCUCUCCCACAUUCUGCUUAUGUUUCAUUAAAGCAGGCCUUUUUUCAUCCUGACAGCUUUUUUACUUAAGAGUUUUUCGUUUCUGCCGGCCCCCUGAAGGCUCAAAAGCAUGAUCCACUUUCUUCUGUCCUCUUGAACCAGCAGCUCAAAGUACCUGUCACAAUGUUUACUGUACUGAAGCGAAUAUGGCCUGUGAGUAAUAGCACAUGAAAAGAUCUUAGAGAUGGUUAAGAUUUAUGUCUGGGCUUAGCGUUAUCUGUCUGCUUUUUGACGUAUUGAUUUAGCCGAGUUUAUUGAGUGUGGAGGAAUGUGCUACACUGCACAACAGCCACAUUGAGGGCACUCAUUUUCAUCUUUUUAAGAAAUAAAAUGAAACUUUUCAUCAUUUUGAAAACCAAA